Molecule: messenger RNA, 2596 nt
Organism: Tilletiaria anomala UBC 951
Lineage: Eukaryota; Fungi; Basidiomycota; Exobasidiomycetes; Georgefischeriales; Tilletiariaceae
Exons: 7
Coding region: 134-2509 (791 amino acids)
Molecular function (GO): protein binding
Source: RefSeq, a predicted model, not a curated record
GGUCACACGAGCAUCUAUAGCAGAUAACAGGACGCCAGCAAUCGGUAAGAGGAGCUCGCCUGCAUCUGACAGAAUCUGAAGACUGAGCAGUGGAUGGAGGCACGUGCGGUAGUAGCCGCUCGGAGCCUUCAAGAUGGCGAAGAAGGGAAAGAGCAACUCUGCAGAAAAGGCGGCUGCUAAGGCGGCUAAGAAAGCCAAGCAAGAAAAGAGCGCACAACAAAAGGCGCUUAAGAAGGAAAAGAAAACACAAACUGCCAUCUCACAGCAAAACAAUGCAAAAGGGAAGGGCAAAGGCAAAGGUAAAUCCCAGUCUAAAGCAAUCAAAGAGGACGAGGAGGAUCUCGAUGCAUUGCUUGCAAAGUUCAAGGCAGAUUGGGAGCUAGACCAUGCCGUAUUCGAAGAAAGGCAGUCGGGCGCGCCCAGCAGACGAGCAAAUGCCACCCUGACACCCUGCCCACUCGGCAACGACCUUUGGCUUUUUGGCGGAGAAUACUUUGACGGUGAAACGGCCAAUUUCUACGCCGAUCUCUAUCGCUACACGCCGUACACGGGGCCGUCGUCUUCUAAAGACUUACUCGACGAUCCUCCUUCCUUCAUCACACCGCCGCCACCUGUCACCGAAGAGCGCAGCAAGACAGAAUUAACGGAAACCAAGUCCCGGGAUAAGGGAGAGUGGCGCUCGUAUAGCUCACGCAACCAGCCCGGGCCGCGAUCGGCACACCAGAUCGUCGCUUCGCCUCAGAACGGCGGCCUUUUGUGGCUCUUUGGCGGGGAAUUUGCAAGCUCGCGAAUGACCAGCUUCCAUCAUUAUCGCGAUCUUUGGGUCUUCUCCAUCGCCACCAAAUCGUGGGACCGCAUCGACACCAAGGUCAAGCCAUCUGCACGCUCUGGCCACCGUAUGGCCAUGUGGAAAAAUUAUCUGGUCCUCUUCGGAGGAUUUAUUGAUGCUGGUGCCCGGACAACCUAUCUCAACGAUCUGUGGGUCUUCUCAAUUGAAGAUUACAAAUGGACAGAGAUCAAACAGAACGAUCUGCGCCGACCAAGCCACCGUUCGGGGUUCUCGUUCAUCCCAACAUCUGACGGGAUUGUCUUGCAUGGGGGUUACUGCAAGCGCUACGUCAAAGGACAGCGAACGCAAGGUGUAGCACUUGACGAUACCUGGUUCCUCAAGAUGGACGAGAAUGACCUCGCAAAGCUCGACUGGAUCAAGCGGCGGAAGAUUGGGUACAUCCCAAACCCGCCGCGCAGUGGCUGCACGAUGGCGCUGUGGGCGAACAAGCAGAUGGGCAUUCUCUUUGGCGGUGUGACGGAUACAGAAGCCGACGAGGAAAGCUUAGAGAGCACAUUUUGGAAUGGGCUUUAUGGCUAUCAGCUCGGCGGCACGGGGCGGUGGAUCAGCCUGAACCUGAAGAAGCCCAAGAAGAUGGGCGGGCAAGGCGGCAAAAAGAAGCGCGAGCGCGCUGUAGCUCUAGCUGCUGCUAGGGCUGCAGAGGCUGCGAAGCGCCGGGAAGAGGCGGAAGCGAGAGCGAAAGAAGAGGAAGAGGAAGCUAGACGAGGUUGGAGCGAUGAUGACGAUCAGCAUGGCAGUCAAAGCGAGAGCGAAAGUGGGAGCGAUUCCGAUAGUGACGCCGACGAGCGAGAUCUACGGAAAAACCCUGCGGGCGGGGCGGAUACUGCAUCCAGCCUCGCUACAUCGGGGCCGCCCUCGUUUGGUGUGCCAGAUGAUCCGGAGGAUGAUGAGGACGAUCCUCAGAAGAGCAUACCGCUGGAACGAUGCAACACCAUGUUGGCGGUCCAACGAAACUUGCUAUAUCUUUAUGGAGGAAUCUACGAAUCCGGCAACCGCGAAUACACGUUGGACGAUUUCUAUACGCUCGACCUUUCCAAGCUUGACCGAUUCCAUUGCCUCAAGGCUUGCCCUAUCGACACGCUCGAGUGGCACGACUCGGAAGAAGAAGACAGCAGCAGCAGCAGUGACAGCGGGAGUAGCAGCGACAACGACGAUGAGGCUCAAGGAGAUGAAGGCUUGGAAGAUCAGGAAGGUGUUGAAUAUGUCGAGGAUGUGGAUGAGGAUCUCCUUGAUCCGAACGUGGGCGAAGAUGGACUGUCGCUGGAGGAGAGGAAGCAAAUGGCCAGAGAGAAGGAAGAACUCCGUGCACAAGCAACCAAGUUCCUGGGCGUGUCGAAGGACACUUCCAGAACAGCGGAAGAUGUGCUCUCCACCCCGCUUCCUGGAGAGAGCAUCGCGCAGUUUUACGAGCGCAGCAAGGAGUACUGGUCGGCCAAGGCGUUCGAAGCGAUGAAUGGUCAGAAUCGCGGAAAAGAGUUGCGGAGAGACGCGUUUGGCUUAGCCUCCAAACGAUACGAUGAGUACAAGCCACUGCUCAAGGAGAUUGAGCAAAUCCAAGCCGAGGCUGGCUUGGACGCCCAAGAGAUGCGCAAUGCCAGCAAAGGCUCAGGCUCAGCGCUGAAUGCUGGUGUCGGAGUCGAUAGCCGCAACCGUCGAUGAUCGGUGAUCCUUUCCUCCAGCUCGUUACCUUGUAUUUCAGAGCUCUUGUAGUUCAGAGGCGAAGCAUGUAGCAAAAUUUGGUGAGCG